AUGCCACGUACGGCCCCGCCCACUUGCGGCCCCGACCCCGCCCCGGCCAUGCCCCGUCGCCAGCUGCGGCACACCGGGGGCACGUGCACCGCCCCCCCCCCCCCCCCUUUUUCCGUCACCCGUCGCGGCUCCUUCGGGGGCCGCACGCGGCCCCCUCAGGUCGCCUUGACAGGUGACGGGAGGGGCGACCUGGAAGGGGGGGGCCGGCGUCGCCCCCUCUGCCGCCUGCUUUGGCGCCCGGGGAGACCCAAAAAGAAGAAGAAGAAGAAGAAGAAGAAGAAGAAGAAGAAGAAGAAGAAGAAGAAGAAGAAGAAGAAGAAGAAGAAGAAGAAGAAGAAGAAGAAGAAGAAGAAGAAGAAGAAGAAGGAGAAGAAGAAGAAGAAGAAGAAGAAGAAGAAGAAGAAGAAGAAGAAGAAGAAGAAGAAGAAGAAGAAGAAGAAGAAGAAGAAGAAGAAGAAGAAGAAGAAGAAGAAGAAGAAGAAGAAGAAGAAGAAGAAGAAGAAGAAGAAGAAGGAGAAGAAGAAGAAGAAGAAGAAGAAGAAGAAGAAGAAGAAGAAGAAGAAGAAGAAGAAGAAGAAGAAGAAGAAGAAGAAGAAGAAGAAGAAGAAGAAGAAGAAGAAGAAGAAGAAGAAGAAGAAGAAGAAGAAGAAAAAAGAACCGCCUACUAACCAGAGAAUCAAAGUGUGA
Molecule: messenger RNA, 687 nt
Organism: Closterium sp. NIES-65
Lineage: Eukaryota; Viridiplantae; Streptophyta; Zygnematophyceae; Desmidiales; Closteriaceae
Source: the annotation of a GenBank genome assembly